AUGGAAUCCUGUGUCGCCAGAGGCCUAAGCGUCUCCAAAAACCUGAAAAUGAAGAAUUCUCCAUUGGUCUUGCUUAGGGGCAAGUCAACUGCCGCGAAACCGAAUUCUGCACCAAAAGUACAGGCAACUCCCCCACCCACGACCGCACAAGCAUCCAUCACAUGGCCAGAAUACCUCGCAAUUCGACGGAACAAGAGAAGAGUACAAACUGCUCUCACCAUUCCAACGACUCUGCUGGGUUUGGCUCUGGGCGGUCUGUACUUCGGGAACCUCGAUACAGAUCCUACAAAACUCAUCAUGGGUAUAGACCCAUUCUUUUUCUAUGGGUUUUGCACACUGGGAUGCGCAGGCGCGGGUGCAUUAGCUGGUCCCACCAUUGGUGCAUCUAUAUGGCGCUUCAAGAACCGCAACAUACUAUCCGUACUAGACAAGAAAGAUCACGAUUUCUUCCAGCGUAUUGCUAAAAACCGAGUAGAUGCUACCCUCCAAAGCCCAACACAUCCCGUUCCAGAUUACUAUGGGGAAAAAAUUGGUUCCUUGCACCAGUAUAGACAAUGGUUACGUGACCAGGCAAAGUACAAGCGUAAAGCUUUGCUUCCUGAAGAAUAG
Psilocybe cubensis is the source of this 609-nucleotide messenger RNA. RefSeq lists its product as uncharacterized. Gene Ontology annotation, cellular component: PAM complex, Tim23 associated import motor. NCBI's taxonomy places the organism in Eukaryota, Fungi, Basidiomycota, Agaricomycetes, Agaricales, Agrocybaceae. The record is from RefSeq and is a predicted model, not a curated record. Gene Ontology annotation, biological process: protein import into mitochondrial matrix. Bases 1 to 609 code for a protein of 202 amino acids. The transcript is spliced from 6 exons.